Molecule: messenger RNA, 258 nt
Organism: Echinococcus granulosus
Lineage: Eukaryota; Metazoa; Platyhelminthes; Cestoda; Cyclophyllidea; Taeniidae
Exons: 2
Coding region: 1-258 (85 amino acids)
Source: RefSeq, a predicted model, not a curated record
AUGGCAGGGGACACUGACAACCUGUCAGAGGAGGCACAUGUCUGCGGUAUCAAUUAUGCAGGCAAUGUGCAAGCACUGGCGGAAGUAGCGGUGUCGGCUGCCACCGACUCGGUGUUUUGGGGUCUGACGUCAUGGCAGCGCUUAGCGCACCGAAUUAUCGAUUUUCUCCGGUUGCAAUCAGCUGAUCAAUUCAAGAGGCUGACUGCUAUCGAUUUUUCACCCCUCAAUCAGCUGAUUCCGGCCAGCGAUAUCAGCUGA